Molecule: messenger RNA, 1083 nt
Organism: Pteronotus mesoamericanus
Lineage: Eukaryota; Metazoa; Chordata; Mammalia; Chiroptera; Mormoopidae
Gene: CCR4
Product: C-C motif chemokine receptor 4
Exons: 1
Coding region: 1-1083 (360 amino acids)
Biological process (GO): G protein-coupled receptor signaling pathway; positive regulation of cytosolic calcium ion concentration; immune response
Cellular component (GO): external side of plasma membrane; membrane
Molecular function (GO): C-C chemokine receptor activity; C-C chemokine binding
Source: RefSeq, a predicted model, not a curated record
AUGAACACCACGGAUAUGGCAGACACCACCAUGGAUGACAGCAUCUAUAACAAUUACUAUCUCUACGUGAAUAUGCCCGAGCCUUGUACCAAAAAAGGCAUCAAAGCAUUUGGGGGGCUGUUCCUGCCCCCGCUCUACUCCUUGGUCUUUCUGUUUGGUCUGCUUGGAAAUUCCAUGGUGGUUCUGGUCCUGUUCAAGUACAAGCGGCUCAGGUCCAUGACUGAUGUGUACCUGCUCAACCUGGCCAUCUCGGACCUGCUCUUCGUGCUCUGCCUCCCUUUCUGGGGCUACUAUGCGGCAGACCAGUGGGUUUUUGGACUAAGUCUCUGCAAGAUUAUUUCCUGGUUGUACUUGGUGGGCUUCUACAGUGGCAUAUUCUUUAUCAUGCUCAUGAGCAUAGACAGAUACCUGGCAAUUGUGCACGCAGUGUUUUCCUUGAGAGCCAGGACCGUGUCUUAUGGGAUUAUCACCAGCCUGGUCACCUGGGCAGUGGCUGUAUUCGUUUCCCUGCCAGGCCUUUUAUUCAGCACUAGUUACACAGAAGAAAAGCAUACUUACUGCAAAACCAAGUACGCGCGCAACUCCACACGGUGGAAGGUUCUGAGCUCCCUGGAGAUCAACAUUCUGGGGUUGGUGAUUCCCUUAGGGAUCAUGCUUUUUUGCUACUCCACGAUCAUCAGGACCUUGCAGCGCUGUAAAAACGAGAAGAAGAACAAGGCGGUGAAGAUGAUCUUUGCCGUGGUGGUCCUCUUCCUGGGGUUCUGGACACCGUACAAUGUCGUGCUCUUUCUGGAGACCCUGGUGGAUCUAGAGGUCAUCCAGGACUGUGCCUUUGAAAGACACCUGGACUAUGCCCUUCAGGCCACAGAGACCCUGGCUUUUGUCCACUGCUGCCUUAACCCAGUCAUCUACUUUUUCCUGGGGGAGAAAUUUCGCAAGUACAUCAUCCAGCUCUUCAAAAUGUGCGGGGGCUCCUCUGUGCUCUGCCAGUACUGUAGGAUCCUCCAGAUUUACUUCCCCGACCCCUCCAGCUCAUCUUACUCACAGUCCACAGUGGAUCACGAGCUCCAUGAUGCUCUGUAA